AUGGACCCCAACACCAAACUCCUGCUCAACGAGAUCCACAAGUGCUUCGCGAUGAGCUCCACAAGUGCUUCGAGGAAAGCGACCACAAGUGGAAGCAGCGUUUCCUGGAAGCUGAGCGUCUUCACGGCGACUGAUGGUUUCCACCUGGGUAAACUACCCAAGCUUAACUUCCCUGUGUUUGAAGGAGAGAAUCCUAAAUUAUGGUUGUCUGGGUGUGAGGAUUAUUAUGAGAUGUAUCGUGUCGAUCCCUCAAUUUGGGUCAAAGUUGCUGUUAUGCAGUUCGAGGUGUCUAGUCCCACGGCGCGCUGGGCGUUAUCGGUUGAUAAACAGUUGAAGAGGGUCACAUGGUGCAGGAGCUGUGGGUUCCGCUCCAAGUCCGUGUACGGGUCGGGCCUCUUCCACAUGACAAUGAAGAUCCCUUCCGGGUAUACGGCCGGAGUCGUCACAACCUUCUAUCUUAUUUCACAGCCGGAAAAUGGCGGCCACGACGAAAUCGAUCUUGAGUUCUUGGGCGACAAGGCCGGCAGGCCCGUGACCCUCCAGACCAACCUCAUCAUCGACGGGCAGAGCUACAGGGAGCAGCGGCUGCACCUGUGGUUCGACCCCGCCGCCGACUUCCACGACUACAAAAUCCUCUGGAACGCCUACCAGCUCGUGAUGUUCCUGGACGACACGCCGGUGCGGGUGCUCAGAAACCUGACGGCCACCGUGCCGGGUUACCAGUUCCCGUCGAAGCCGGCGAUGCUGAUCCGCGGGAGCGUGUGGGACGGCUCCGACUGGGCGACGGACGACGGGCGGGCCAAGGUGGACUGGUCCAAGGCGCCCUUCACCGCCGCCUUCCGCGGCUUCGACGUCGACGCGGCCUGCGCCGUCCGCGGCGGCGGCGGCGUGACGCCGUGCAAUGACUCGGCGGCACUGUGGUGGAACGGCGGCGAGUACGAGGUUCUCUCCGGCGCGCAGAGGGCGGCGUACGAGGGCGUCAAGAAGAACAACAUGGUGUACGAUUACUGCACGGACAAGCUCCGGUUCAACAAUCAUGUGCCGCUCGAGUGCAGCUACAAUUGAUCGAGUUGCUACAGUUGGAUCGAAUAAUCUUCAGUGAGUUGCAUGUUAUGUAGUUCAUGUUGGAAGACGGAAGAAGUAAUUAAUAUCUCCACAGAAACGUUGCUAUAUAUGCUACGAAUAUGCAAAGUCGAACUCUUGGGCUUUCUAUGUUUGUCAUGGAAAUAUUGCAAUUUGCAAGUGUGAAAAUGGGAAGGGGCCUCAAAUUUGUGUAAUUUUUA
Molecule: messenger RNA, 1283 nt
Organism: Setaria italica (foxtail millet)
Lineage: Eukaryota; Viridiplantae; Streptophyta; Magnoliopsida; Poales; Poaceae
Product: xyloglucan endotransglucosylase/hydrolase protein 3
Exons: 5
Coding region: 1-1065 (354 amino acids)
Biological process (GO): glucan metabolic process
Cellular component (GO): cell wall; apoplast
Molecular function (GO): xyloglucan:xyloglucosyl transferase activity; hydrolase activity, hydrolyzing O-glycosyl compounds
Source: RefSeq, a predicted model, not a curated record